This is a messenger RNA of Schistocerca nitens (vagrant locust), 462 nucleotides long. RefSeq lists its product as uncharacterized. The record is from RefSeq and is a predicted model, not a curated record. The coding region runs from base 1 to 462 and encodes 153 amino acids. Lineage: Eukaryota; Metazoa; Arthropoda; Insecta; Orthoptera; Acrididae. The transcript has a single exon.
AUGCAGCGCAGCACCACAGCCCAACAGAACCCCAGCGACGCACAAUCCCGAGCCAAGAAGCACCACAGCCCAACAGAACCCCACGCCCACCCCGCCACCGGAACCCCGCCGCCAAGCACAACCACCCCCCGCCCCACUCAUCGAAAUAGAGCCCGAAUCACCAGCUCAGUAUCAUCAUGCAGCGCAGCACCACAGCCCAACAGAACCCCAGCGACGCACAAUCCCGAGCCAAGAAGCACCACAGCCCAACAGAACCCCACGCCCACCCCGCCACCGGAACCCCGCCGCCAAGCACAACCACCCCCCGCCCCACUCAUCGAAAUAGAGCCCGAAUCACCAGCUCAAUAUCAUCAUGCAGCGCAGCACCACAGCCCAACAGAACCCCAAUUCCCACCCCGCCACCAGAACCCCGCCGCCAAGCACAACCACCCCCGCCCCACUCAUCGAAAAGAGCCCGAAUAA